This is a messenger RNA of Catharus ustulatus (Swainson's thrush), 5772 nucleotides long. RefSeq names its product AFG1 like ATPase (gene AFG1L). The transcript is spliced from 13 exons. Gene Ontology annotation, molecular function: ATP hydrolysis activity; ATP binding. Bases 189 to 1646 code for a protein of 485 amino acids. Lineage: Eukaryota; Metazoa; Chordata; Aves; Passeriformes; Turdidae. The record is from RefSeq and is a predicted model, not a curated record. Gene Ontology annotation, cellular component: cytoplasm; mitochondrion.
UUGCUGGGGUGCUGUCGACAUCAUGGUGGUAAAAUCCGAGCAGCUCCGGAUGGUCUACAUCAUUUUCCCAGCCAGGAAACACUGGUCUCAGCUCCAGAUGUCAUUUGGGCUCGUUGUACUAAGGGGUGUUAAGUCUAACAAAUGUCCCAGUGUCCCUUGCACUCCCCUCAUUUGCAUGCGAGUCCUUGAUGUCAUCCUCCUCCAGGCGCCAUUUUCAGGGAAGCAGCCGCAGCGCACCCGACGAAGGGAGAAGGGGAUACACAGCCUACACUGCUCAGGCAGAUGAGAAGACAGGCCCUGGUACCCCUACAGAUGCUCAUGCCAGAGCUUUACUGGUUUGCAAUGGACCUUUAGAACAUUAUGACUUUUUGAUUAAGCGGGAAGAGCUGAAGAAUGAUGAGCAGCAAAGGAAAGUUGUGCAACACCUGCAGAAAUUGCAUGAGAGCCUUAAAGGCUACAGCAUUGAUUCAAAAAAUGUUCUUUCAAAGUUCUUUGCCAAAACCAAACCCCCGAAAGGGCUUUAUGUCUAUGGAGAUGUUGGCACAGGAAAGACAAUGGUGAUGGACAUGUUCUAUUCUCACUUAAAAGUAGAAAGGAAAAAGAGAGUCCAUUUUCAUGGCUUCAUGUUGGAUGUACACCAGAGAAUACAUCGCCUUAAGCAGAAUUUACCAAAGAGAAAAGCAGGAUUUAUGGCCAAAUCAUAUGACCCAAUUGCACCUGUGGCAGCUGAAAUAAGCCAAGAGGCUGCUCUCCUGUGUUUUGAUGAGUUUCAGGUCACUGACAUUGCUGAUGCCAUGAUUCUGAAGCAGCUUUUUGAAAAUCUCUUCCAAAAUGGAGUUGUCGUUGUGGCAACAUCUAACAGGCCACCAGAAGAUCUCUAUAAAAAUGGUCUUCAGAGGGCUAAUUUUGUACCAUUCAUUGCUGUGCUGAAGAAAUACUGCAACACAAUCCAGCUUGAUUCUGGAAUAGACUACAGGAAACGAGUGCUUCCAGCUGCUGGAAAACUUUACUACCUCACAAGUGAAGCUGAUGUGGAGGCUGUCAUGGAUAAGUUGUUUGAUGAGCUGGCUCAGAAACAAAAUGAUUUAACUAGACCAAGGAUUCUAAAAGUGCAAGGCAGAGAGCUGAGGCUGAAUAAAGCGUGUGGAACCAUUGCAGACUUCACGUUUGAAGAGCUGUGUGACAGACCUCUUGGAGCCAGCGACUAUUUGGAAAUAUCAAAGCAUUUUGACACCGCGUUUGUUCGUGACAUACCACUUCUUACAAUAGCAAAAAGGACACAAACUCGUCGUUUCAUUACUCUUAUUGAUACCUUUUAUGAACAUAAGGUGCGCAUUAUCUGUUCUGCGGCAGCUCCUCUCCAAAGCUUGUUCCUGGUGGAACAUGGCAGUGGUGAGCUGCAGGACAACAGGGUAUUGAUGGAUGAUUUGGACUUGAGCCAGGCAGCCAGUGACAGGAUGAGAAGAGACAGCUUCAGUCUGCUCCAGGGGAGUUUCAGGUUGGACAUGAGGAAGAAUUUCUUCACUGAAAGGGUUGUCCAGUAUCGGAACAGGCUGCCCAGGGAGGUGGUGGAGUCAUCAUACCUGGAAGUGUUUAAGAAAUUGCUGGACAUGGCACUUAGUUCUGUGGUUUAUUUGAUAGGUUGAUGUUUGGACAAAAGUUGGACUUGAUGAUCUUGGAUUUUUUCCAAUCUUAGUAAUUCUCUAAACUUCCUGAAUAUCUAAGUUACAUUUUAAUGGGAUUAGAAUUUUCUGGAGAAUUGGUCUACAAAGUUAAUGGGCUAUGCAGAGUCAUGAUGUCACAUGAAGUGGGCACAUCAUUGUUUAUGCACUGCUUCUGUCAUGUACAAUGCUGCUUGCACAAAAGAAAAAUCAAAUGCUUUCUUUAAGAACUUUCUGUUAUUAUCCAUGCUAGAAUCCUGGAACUCCUCUGUAGUGUGUUCUGGUUUGACUUUGUUUUUUUCCUUUUCUCUGAGUAGCUAUGUGUUGACAUUCAGGCUCUAGGAGUUUUUUGUAAUCAGACCAUUGCUCAGUCUGGUUCAUUGGAAGCUAAAUGGUUUUAACCAAGAGAGAACCCUGAGGAGGAGCUUUAAGGUACUUGAAGCGGCACAGGAUUAAAUCUAAGUAAUGAAUGGGAAAAGAGACCUUGAUAAGACAGGGUAUGGUGUCUUUGAUAAGACAAAUAAGUGCAAAUUCAUAUUCUUCCUAAAUUUUGGGGUUCUUGCAAGCCUGUGACCUCUACCAGUGACAUCUCUACCUUGAAUUUCUUAGACUUCUUCUCCAUCAAACCUUCCACUGCUGCUAACACACCUGCCCUGAUAUAGGGGGAACAGUGCUCAGUACUAGUGAGGCAAUUAAUCAUGUUACCAUAGGAAUGUGUUUUAUGGAAAAGACAGGAUAGUAACUGAUACUUCAAGACACAUCAUCCAUCCUCAUGUUUGUAGUUGGAAACUCUGUUUUAGUUAAAGAUGUGGUGGUGUCAUUCUUGAUUUUAAUCUAACUGAAACAAAACAUGGUAUUCUGUGUGUUGGCUUCUCAUGUAUUUUCAUAAAGUAAUCUUAAGAACAUAUUUAGAAACUUUGAGUAGAAAAAAGCAUAUAGAUGUACUGAAGACUGCCCUCAUUUCCUAGGGAGGAAAUAUAUAAUACUGUCCCCAACUUUGAGAGGUUUUCUUGGAUUUUGCAACAUGGCCUUUUUCUGUCUGUUAUUAAAUUGUCUCCCACCACAAUUGCAAAAAGCUUCUAAAAGGCUCUUCUGGGCAGCAGGGAGGGCUGGAGAGGUCCUGUGCACUUGCUUUUGUUAGGGAACCACAUGCUCAAGUCUGGUUUUCUGUUCUGAUCCCCUCUGUUUGUCCUGAAAAUUACUUACACUGGCUAUACCUGCUCUUCAAAUAAUUUUUAAAGCCUUGCAACUCAUGGAACUAUAUUAUUAUUCCCACAAGGUGACUACCAUGGAGAAUUUUAAUGCAUAUUUAUGAAAACUCCAAUCAGAAUACAUUGCUUAUACUUAAGACUAUCCAAAUAAUUGGUCUAUGCUUUCAGAGAUUUGGAUUAGGUUUCUCAGCAGAGGGACUAUGGACAUUCAUGCAUGUGUGUCUGUAUAUACAAACACAUAUGUAUGUUUAUACAUGUAUAUAUAAAUCUAGAUAAAACUAAUAUAUACAAUUUAAGUGUUUGUGUUUCUGUAUUUAUACGUGGCACUCUAUACUUACUAACCUGGGACUGUGCUAAUUACUCUCCUGAAGCUUCAGCCUUGACUUUUUGAGUAGCAUUCAAAUGUCUCCUGCCUUGAACCAGAAUGUGUUGUGGGAAAAUUGGAGAUGGUGGUAGAUAACCUAAGGUGCUUUGCAUCUGGAUAUUUAUUUACAGUCCUUUAAAACCUGUUUAUAUGUCUUUCUCUGUCAGGUAGUAUAGGGGAAAUGUGUGAUCUGGCAAAACGCAGAUGGCAUGUCUGGAACAUGUGGGAGAGGAGGUCCUGGCAGGUUCUUCAUUCCCACAGAGACUGUCUCAGGCUGGGGAAGUGAGGUGUUUCUCCACUGUCCAUGUGAAUGAUGAUAAAGCUCCUUUAACCACAGGAUCCCUGUUUGUGUUCAAACUGGUGCUGCUUUGCCCAUUGGUAUUUGAGACUUUUCUGCAGUCUGAAUGCACACCCCAAACUCAGGAUACUCCAGGUUUUUGGAAGCUCCUAAAUGCAGUGGGACUCUGAUGUACCACUGAAAGCCUCUAAGGAUAUAGGUGAGCUCUGUGAAGACACAGGAGGGAAGUUCCUAAAAGCUUCCAGAGCCAGCACUGCUUCUGGGACAUAUUGCUAAAAGAAACCAUAGUGCAGUCUUUCCUUGGCCAGCAAGGAAUUUGUCUUUUGGGAAUCUCUGGUAGGUAUCAGCAGUAAUCAAGGAAAAGAAAUAGAGAUUCCAGAAGUGUUUUGAGGCUGAAAACAAGAAAAGUUGCCUAAAUCACUGUGCUGUAUUUGUGAUUGUGCUGCAGAUGGAAGUUUGCCACUUUGGGUCAGGUGCACAAGGAGAAAUUUGCUGGACCAGUUUCUCAGCCAGCCCAGAUGCCAGGGCAGAGGGUGCCCCAGUAACCACAGAAGCAGCACAUUUAUCAUCUACCUCCUUGAAGAAACUGAGGCCCUAUUUGCUUAUUUUAUGAUGCUGUAGAAUGUAUAAAGGCCUUUUCCAGUGCUGAGUUGGGGGUGCUGCUUCUGGGGUCAGACACCUUCCAGGAAACUGGUGCCAGCCAGAAUCUUACUGGACACCGUGGACAAGAGUGGUCAUGUUGUGCCCAGGGUCACCUGCGCUCCAGCUGUCCUGUCCUCUGCUGCCUGGCCUACUCCUGCCUGCUGAGAGACAGCAAAAAUCCAUUACUUUAUUCCCACAUGAAGAUGUUGUAUUUGACAAAAUGUAAACAGAUGCCUGUGACUGAAUUAUGCACACUCUAUUAUAGCCUUAAAAAUGGCUGGAUUUGUGCUGGAUGCUUCUAUCCAGAGUUAAGUCCUGCCUUUUAAGGUUUUUCUUAACUUGCAAAUUCAUGUCAUCUCAGAUCUGCAACAAGUUUUUAUUUCCUUUAGUCAUUCAGAAAAAUUACUGACAAGUUAUUUUUGAGGGUCUUUUCAAGUCUUUUAUUGAUGUGGCAUAAUAAUUUGCUGUCAUAUGAAGUAAAAUCCUAGGGAUUAUGGACCAUGUGAAACACUUCACAUUUUCUAAAGGUCACAUCCUGGCUGAGAAUCUCUCGACUAACUUAUUUCAAAUACUUGAUUGAUCAAAGAAUGUUCAUAAUGCCAAAAAUUUAACUACUUUUUUUUUUUAUAAUAAUAAUAAUAAAUAGUGCAAUUCUGUCUUUCAGAGUUACUGGUUUUCAGUAUUUACUGUGCAGAUUGAGGGAACAGUUGCAGUAUUUUGGGUAGAACAAGACAGCCUUCCAAAGACUUGGAGGUUUUGAAGAUGCACUUUUUGCCAAUGCAGGUUUUUGAUCUGAAAAGGAAAACCAUUAAUGGAUUUUCUUUUAGUAAAGGUGUUUGUGAUGGCACUACAGCUGGAUAGAUGUCACCUAUUCUGCAAUCUAAACAUGAAAAAAGCAACUGACCAGGUUUCAAACAGUGUCCAGCACAUCUAUGUAACAAGGAGGAAGAAGAGUCUCACUGUCAAGAUGCAGCUAACUGAAGUAAGAUUCAGGGUUCUUCUUUUUGCAGUUGCCUGGAUCUGAAUACACCUGGUGCCUCAGUUUCCCAGCUGAUAAAAUGGGAGAGAUACUACUUUCUUAUUUGUUAACUCUGGCAUGCUGCCAGGCUUCCCUCAUUAAUAUUCUAAGAUGCUUGCUGAGGCUCUGGGAUGAAAAUACUUCAGUAAAGUAUGUAAAUAGUGCAAAAAAAAAAUUUAGCUACUCAGAGUGGAUUAGUCUCCUUGUUUGGGUUACAGAAUGAAUGUCAUCCACUAAACACCAUGUGCCUCUUCAUAGUGAUUUUGUUUUAAAUAAUGCAUCUAUUUUGAGAAUCUAUUUAAAGAAAAAAAAUUAGAUCCGUGAUUAAAACCAUAAACCAUUUGUGUACUUUUUAUUUUACUUGUAAUAACAAAUUUUCAAUAAGAUUCAUAAUAACCUCAGAUCCUAUACAUGUGAAGUGCAGUGGCUUUGUAAAUUCUGUUGGGAUUUUCUUGUAUACAGAGAAUAUUUUUUAAAUAUGUCAUUUUGAAUCUAAUAUAUUAAAAACUGAACAUUGUCAAAUCCAUCUCUUAUUUGAGAAGAAUUUAUCUUGUAAUAAAGAAAAAUUAAUAAAUCCA